This is a messenger RNA of Tetrapisispora phaffii CBS 4417, 1053 nucleotides long. RefSeq names its product ditrans,polycis-polyprenyl diphosphate synthase (gene NUS1). Lineage: Eukaryota; Fungi; Ascomycota; Saccharomycetes; Saccharomycetales; Saccharomycetaceae. The transcript has a single exon. Gene Ontology annotation, molecular function: ditrans,polycis-polyprenyl diphosphate synthase [(2E,6E)-farnesyl diphosphate specific] activity. Gene Ontology annotation, cellular component: endoplasmic reticulum membrane; dehydrodolichyl diphosphate synthase complex. The coding region runs from base 1 to 1053 and encodes 350 amino acids. The record is from RefSeq and is a predicted model, not a curated record.
AUGAGCAAGAUUGUUGAUAAAGUCCUAGAUCAGCACCAUAGAGAAGAGGAGAGGAAGGUUUACAGUAGUAGGGAAGGUCCUCCAGAGUCGAAUGUGAUGAAGCGUAAGAAGAAGUACGACUCAAAGUUGGAAGUUGUGAAAGCCAUCACAGACAUUAUGCUAAGUGGUGAUGUUGUUGGGGACUCCGAGCAUGCCAAAGAAGAGACUUCUAAACAGCGACUACUGUCCAGUUAUUUUGCAUUUUUGUUCUACAAAGUUGUCUUGUUGAAUAUGUACUUGAUGUUCGGUCUAUUCAGGUACUUCCAAUACCAGUACAACAAGAUGAAAUUGAGGAUCUUGAGUUUAAUUUACAAUCCAACUAGCACCCCUCAAUUGAUCAGACAGGACGUUUUGAAACUGAAUAAAAUACCGAAGAGAAUAGCUGCCAUCUUGGAGAUGAAAUCCGUUGGCGAUAUAGGAGGUGGACUCGAGGGUCUAUUGAACGAUGCUAGUGAAGUCAUUUGCUGGACAGUCUCUGCAGGUAUUAAGCAUUUGAUGCUAUACGAUUUCGAUGGUGUGUUGAAGGAUAAUGUUGACAAUUUGAUACUUGAGAUCAAUGAACACAUGAAGUUAUACUACGGUCCCGCAAAUGUCCCCAACUAUUCCGUGCACAUCCCACAUUUAAAUAAAACAUAUUACAGUAGUGAAGAGAUAAAGAACGACGAAGAUGCAAAGAAAUCAAUUGUGAUUAGCGUUUCAUUGUUGUCCAAUAGAGACGGUAGGGAGACGAUUGUCGACCUAACUAGAACCAUGAGCGAGUUGUGUGCUUCGAAAGAAAUGAAAUUGAGCGACAUCACAAUGAAACUAAUAGACACCGAAUUGACUCAUCUGGUGGGCCACGAGCCAGACCUGUUAUUGUACUUCGGUCCUAGUUUGGACCUACAAGGUUUCCCACCUUGGCAUAUCAGACUAACUGAAUUUUAUUGGGAAACCGACAAUGACCAAGUCUCGUAUCUAGUGUUCAUCAGAGGUUUACAAAAAUAUUCCAACUGUAAGAUCAACGUUGGUAAAUAA